AGCCAACAGGACGCUUGAACAAAUAGCCCCUCUAGUGUGUAUCAGAAAAUCCGUAUAAACUGAUACGUUUGAAACCUUCAACCACAAACUAUAGUGGAUACUUAUUUUUGUAUUGUUAUUUGUAGAUUAGCGAGGGUCGUAAAGCACGCUAUUUACAUCUCGAUUGGUUUUCCUGCUGUCAGCUGCUUCCCUAUGCAUCGGCGAUCGACAGCAGACGGAACGACCUAGCAAACUCCAUUUCCGUGUUAAACUACGGUUUCUUCGUGGCAAGGUGUAAAAUCAUAGAGGUUGUCUCCCAAGCAGUGAUGCUGGUGGUGUAGGCUCAGGGUGUGUCUCAUCUCCCAUGGCUAUUACUACCAUGGACCCAGAGUCAGCCUGCACAUCACAGCCCCAGGGGUCCCUGGGUAAAGGAGGGGGCUCCCUGCUAUCUGGCAGGGGUUUGGGCGCAGCGCUCGGCCCCCGGGGGAAGCACUACGUUUGUGGCUCCAUAGCUGCCUUCACCAACAUCGUGGUGACCUUCCCCAUCCAGAAGGUUCUGUUCAGACAACAGCUUCACGGUGUGCUGGCCAGAGAGGCCGUCAGACAACUCCAACGGGACGGGAUGAGGAAACUCUACAGGGGGCUGCUCCCUCCUCUUCUCCAGAAGACCACCACUGUAGCCAUCAUGUUCGGCUUGUACGAGGACUUCUCCCGGGUCUUAUUGGACCAGGUACCCACCGGCAGCGGCAUUCCCGAGCUGGUGACGCGGAGCUUUGCGGCGGCGCUGGCGGGCACGGCAGAGGCUGUGCUGACGCCGUUUGAGCGUGUGCAGACUCUCCUCCAGGACCACCGGCACCACGGCCGCUUCCAAAACACGGCCCACACCUUCCGGACGCUCCUGAGCGAGUACGGUGUGAAGGAGUGCUACCGUGGCCUGGUGCCGGUCUUAAUAAGGAACGGGCCCAGUAAUGUGCUGUUCUUCGGGUUCCGCGGGCCCAUCAAGGAGCAGCUCCCUGAGGCCUCCAGCAGGGCUGGCCACCUGGUCAAUGACUUUGUGUGUGGAGGGAUGCUGGGGGCGGCGCUGGGGAUCAUGUUCUACCCGCUGAAUGUGGUGAAGUCGCGGGCCCAGUCCCAGGUGGGGGGUGCUUUCCGCCCCUGUGGGGAGGUGUUGAUGACUGUGUGGAGGGAGAGGGGCGGCAGCGUGGCCAUGCUGUUCCGAGGGGCGCACCUCAACUACCACCGCUCCCUUCUCUCCUGGGGCAUCAUCAACGCAACAUAUGAGCUUCUGCUCAGUGUUCUGAUACUGAAAGGGUCAUAGAAUGUGAGGGGGAAUGGAAUGUGUGGGGGAGAGCGAGGAAAAAUACUUGGGGAAAGUGUUGUUUGUUGAUCGCAGUUGGUGCUCUUUUUUUGUUGUUGUUAUUGAAACUGAUGUGCCCACUGCCCACCCAAACAGGUCUACAUAGUGUAUGUGGGGGGUAAGGGCCUACGGCAAGUAGAAGAGGACAAAGGGUAUCUGAAAGGUGAAGUUGCGCUACUGACAAUGGUCACCAGUCGGUGUGAGAUUAAACAAGACAGUCAAUUUGAGUCAUGGUAUCGAAGUGAGACUCACAAAUACACAAGUCCUGCGUCUGGGUCCAACAUGCAACAAAAGCCUUUUUCAAUACAUUUUUUUUGUGUAGACUGAUGUGGUUCCCAGCAGAAAGUGUCAGAGGCAGUUUACUGGGUGUAAGCCUUUUUAAAGUGACCAAGAGCACCUUUCAAAGAACUAUUCAUUGUGUUGACCAGUGCUUUGAUCUGUGUGCAUUGAUUAUUAGUCCCUUCAACCCCUCCCCUUUCUCUACUCUGGCCCUCUGAUUGUGAACUCUGGUAUACUGAUUUGUUGUCCAACUAUUUACCAUGUCGGUCUUCUAGGAUUAUGCACUGAUUCGACCCAUAGAGAAUGAUAGAGGCCUCUAGUGGCCAAAAGGCCGUUUUAGCAUGGGCAGCACCAUUGAGGGCUUCUGCCAUUUUAAAGUAGUCAAAAUACUCAACUGGGUGGGGAUUCCAUUAGAGUACUACAGUAUGAGUCAUAAUACCUAUAAAAUCUAGCGGUCAAGCAGGGAACUUGUUCCAAUUGUUUUUCCACCAUUAGAUUUUUCCUAUUGGGGACUUUAGAAACACUUAAAGUAAGGGCUGUGUUUUGUGUCGUCUUACCCUGGCGUUACGUUUUGAUAACUGUGUAAAUCUCUAGGUCAAGGUGACUUUAAUACAUAGGAAUUCGGGGAAAUAUAUUUAUCUGUGAAAUGCUAAUGUGGCUAUCAUAAAGAACUACAAAUGCUAUGAUGAUCUGGACAAGACUGCCGAAUCGAGGCAAAGGCAAGAAUCUCUGGAUUAACUAUCAAAUGUUAGCUAAAUGUAGUAAUUCAUAAAUUGUCUACACUUCUUUAAACAUUGACAAUUAUGUGAACUGUCUUGUGCAAGUUUUAAAUUGACACAAUACCUGUUAGCAAAGGUGUCAGCUAGAGAUGACGUGCAGGAGCUUGCAGGGAUUUGUAGUUCUGCAUGAUGUCUACUUUGAUGCUAAUUACCAUUUUCAAAUCUGAGGUAAAUAGAGCUGAAUAUAUUGAUAAAAAUCACCUUGUCCAACAGAGAUGUACAUGGUUAUCAAAACAUCACGCCAGGGUGAGCCUACACGAAACACAGCCCAUAUUUGAAGUGUUUCUAAAAUCCUCUAUGGGAAAAAUGAACAGUGGAAAAACGAUUGGAACAGUUUCCCUGUUUUGACCGCAAGGUUUUAUGGGUAUUAUGACACCUCCACUGCGGGGCUCUAUGAGGUAUAGCCUCAAGGGCGCUGCCCAUGCUGUCAGACUAUAAUGGCACAGAUAUAAAGAGGAGUUCUCUAUCUGUCUCUUUGAUUCAACCCUGUGUGGUAUACUAGAGAUAGUUAGAGAACUCAACUGAGAUAUAGCGCAUUUCAGCAUGGAUGUUACCAUUAAUGGCUUCCACCAUUUUAAAGUACGCAAUUGAGUGUGGAUUCCUAUGGUUGGGAGCGAUCAGCCAAUGAUCAGAGCAUUGUCUUGAUUUGUAAAUUGCUUUAAGGUAAGUCACCACCAUCUAGUGGCCACAAUACAUUUAAUUAUGCUAUUUGGUUCAGGACUCCAGCACUGCAGAUGGUGGUAAAUCACCAAUAUUAGCUUUAAUAUUGAAAAUUGAACACUUUUAAAAAAAGUUGUCAACUGCUUGGUGAUUCCUAUGAGUUGUAGCCUCAAUGGUGCUGUCACACAUGUCCUAAUGGCACAGAUAUAAAGACAAGAUCUCUUUCCAUCUCUAUGGUACCAGCCUAACGGCUAGCAGGUGUUUGUCCUGUAGGUAUUACUUGAAAGAAGACUGGAAAUAGCGGUAUACUCAGAAGCACAUGGGAACUGGACUAGGAAAGUGCUAUUAUGUACCAUUUCUUCACUCAGUUAUUAUAACCCAUCAAUCAACGCCACUAUAAGUGUAUCUUGAUAAUGUUUGUCAAAGAGUUGUGUGUAAUGAGCUUAUUGCUGAAGUGCCACUUGUAGUGUGUGUCUGUUGAAGUUUAAGUAAAAUGUAUGUUACCCAUAA
This is a messenger RNA of Oncorhynchus kisutch (coho salmon), 3564 nucleotides long. Its product is annotated as solute carrier family 25 member 51. The transcript is spliced from 2 exons. Lineage: Eukaryota; Metazoa; Chordata; Actinopteri; Salmoniformes; Salmonidae. The record is from RefSeq and is a predicted model, not a curated record. Gene Ontology annotation, cellular component: mitochondrion. Gene Ontology annotation, biological process: mitochondrial NAD transmembrane transport. Bases 344 to 1297 code for a protein of 317 amino acids. Gene Ontology annotation, molecular function: NAD transmembrane transporter activity.